Molecule: messenger RNA, 2355 nt
Organism: Acanthosepion pharaonis
Lineage: Eukaryota; Metazoa; Mollusca; Cephalopoda; Sepiida; Sepiidae
Source: the annotation of a GenBank genome assembly
AUGUUAUAUCAAAAAACAAUUCAGGUAGGAGUAGAUAGGUUCGUCUAUCGCCCGGUUCGCCUAUCGCCCGGUUCGUCUAUCGCCCGGUUCGUCUAUCGCCCGGUUCGCCUAUCGCCCGGUUCGUCUAUCGCCCGGUUCGUCUAUCGCCCGGUUCGUCUAUCGCCCGGUUCGUCUAUCGCCCGGUUCGUCUAUCGCCCGGUUCGUCUAUCAUUCAGUAGUAACUGGCAACAGGCCAUCUAUGACGCGUUGGAAGUAGUCAAGUGCUGCCUAAUCUUGGUGGCUCCUGCCUACUUUGAGUCGGCCAUGUGUCAAGAGGAAUUCAACAUUGUUAUGACCCGUUGCUUUUCUGAAAAACAGGAAAAUUCGCUAACGCCGAUUCCUGUGUGCAUUGUUGAUGUUGAAUAUGUUCCUGAAUGUAUUAAAAGAAAACGGUUAAAUUUAUCUAUCUUAAUCUGUUCAUAUCUACCUACCUACCUACCUAUCUAUCUAUCUAUAUUCACGGGACUCGAUAUAUAUAGUCACGCGGAUCUAUCUAUAUAUCUUAAUGUGAAACAUCUAUCUAUCUAUCUAUCUAUCUAUCUAUCUAUCUAUCUAUCUAUCUAUCUCAGUCUGUUCAUAUCUAUCUAUCUAUCUACCUAUCUAUCUAUCUAUCUAUCUCAGUCUGUUCAUAUCUAUCUAUCUAUCUAUCUAUCUAUCUAUCUAUCUAUCUAUCUAUCUAUCUAUCUCAGUCUGUUCAUUAUCUAUCUAUCUAUCUAUCUAUCUAUCUAUCUAUCUAUCUAUCUAUCUAUCUCAGUCUGUUCAUAUCUAUUUAUCUAUCUAUUUAUCUAUCUAUCUAUCUAUCUAUCUAUCUUAUCUGUUCAUAUCUAUCUAUCUAUCUAUCUAUCUAUCUAUCUAUCUAUCUAUCUAUCUAUCUAUCUGUUCAUAUCUAUCGUCGAGAACAAAAUUUCAAUCAAGAAUGUAAUGAUGCAAUACAGAGAACAGUUUUUCAACGACAUUUAUUUAAUAGAGAACAAGAAUGUUUUGCGCAAAUCCCCGCUCGCCAAGUGCAACAAUCCCUGCAAUGUACUGUUUUGUUUUGCCCCCGGUGACAUGAAGUUUGCCGCCUAUUUAAUAAAAAUCCUCUUAGAGAACAUGCCUCAGAUGAAGGUCCACUUAUUCGAUACGUCGCAUCAGAACCGGCUUUCCCUGCUGGACGCGACUGACUACAUCGUUAUGUUUGUGUCGCCGGAAUAUUUGUCGACAACAAAUGCGCUGGAAGAACUGACCAUCUGCUUGAACCGUCAAAGGAGGAGUAAGCACCGGAUCCUUCAUUUUGCCUGUACCACGGAGAUCCCCCAGUGUUUAUCGUACCUUCAGAUCCUGCCUUACAGCGUUGUCUUAUCGGAUUCAUUCUGGAUAAAAAUGAAAGCAAAAUAUACGGCGCAAAAAUAUUUCGUUUUGGGUCUGGAAGGAAUUUGUGGGACUUUCACUUGUGCAGAAUAUGAAAUUGCAGCUAUGAGCAAGUUUGCCCAAGAUAUCCUUAGUGCUGUUGUUGAAAGGGAAAAGCCUGGUGAGGACACUGGAAAUCUGUUGAACAUAUUCAAGAUACAGAAAAGAUAUCAGCAGGUUCCGCUGCAUGAAUGCCUGGUGUCCGAGCUUCGAAAUUGCGGAGAAAAUAUAAUUUCAACAGAAAAGAGAAAUACAAAUUCGUGCGAGACACUUGAAGAUAAGACAACGGAAGCCGAUGUCCAUAUUGCAAACAACUCCAACAAUGGAAGCGAAGAUAAAGAAACAUUUAAAAAUGAUGUAAUGCUGCCUGACGAUGACAUAGAAAAAGGCAUCAAUAAGAAAGACAGUAAAGAAGAAAUAGUGACACCUGAGGAUACAUUGAAUUUAUCCGAAGGAAAAAAUGAGUUACCUUUGGAAAAUGAUAACGAAAAUACCUCUACCUUUGUGGCUGGCAAACGAGCUUCGAAAACUGAAGUUAUGUUGGGGAACGAGAGUUUAGAAGAACCGAAUGUAUUGGGAACUGAGAAAAUUAAAGAAGGUGUGACAAACUCAAAACCCAGUGAAUUGGCUGGGGUUAGCGAUAAGAAAAGAAGCCUCACUCCUGAUAAAGAGGCAGCGAAGAAAGAUGGUUUCAAGGACACAGAAAAAGAAGAAAACGUCGGGGUUUCGUUUCCAGACGCAGUCGAUAAUUCAUUUAGAACAGAAAACGAAGAUGGUUUAAGUCAGGGUAAAAACGAAAACAGAAGUAGCUUAAAUAUUAUCUGUGAUCCAGUUAACACUACGGAAACAGACAAUGGAAAAGAUAUAUGCAACGUUCGUUCUAAAACAAACACUGUAAGUAAGGUUAGUAUAUGUAAACUGUUGUGA